Molecule: messenger RNA, 1920 nt
Organism: Naegleria fowleri
Lineage: Eukaryota; Heterolobosea; Eutetramitea; Acrasida; Naegleriidae
Exons: 1
Coding region: 1-1920 (639 amino acids)
Source: RefSeq, a predicted model, not a curated record
AUGAUGAAGCAAAAAACAAUAGGAAUUGCAGAGCUAACGGUGCUCGUAACGAGCGUCUUUACAUGUUUCAGUGUACUGUUGCAGGCGAAACCAUUGAAUGACUUAUCAAGAGGGCUCGUAUUGACUACUCUUCCAUAUCCUGAAAAUAGGGAUAUUUCAUACACCAAUAGAAUUAGCCAAAGCUAUUAUGUGGUUCAAUUUGUGUUGGAUAAUACGAAAAUUGAUUUGUGUGAUUCAAGCAAUCUAAUCAAGAGUAUGAAUAAUAUUGACCCAAGAUUUGAUAUUCCGAUACAAAAUUCAUCAUCUAUUUUGGACCACUCGAUUUGUGUUGAUUACUUUUGUGAUUGUUCUAUUGAUUCCAAUGUUUGUUUUAAUUUAACCAUUAACCUCAUGAAUAAUUCCACAUUUCGAAUGCAAUAUUUCAGAAUGAUUAAUUUUUGCAUUCAUUGUGACAAUUUUCAUUCUCAAGCAUUCAGAAAUGCAAUAUCCAUGAACAACCAUGGCCAAUGUCAGUCAAAAUUUCCAAGUUAUGAAUCAUUACAAACAUCAAUGCUUAAACACUGUAAUCACAAAAUCAACCUGCAAUCCAUCGAUACCAUUAUUUCAAACAGCUCCUUCAAUACACUGAAUUUUAACGUUGGAAUUUUAGAUUGGAGAUUCUUUCAACCUGGAGUUUAUUAUAGUAGUAUUUAUUUAUCAAAUCAUUCAAAAACAACUUUAGACAAUACUCUUCAUUUAUACAAUAUUCUCUUUGUUUCAGAAACGGUGAAUCCAGUGAUGUGUUGGUGUAGAAAUGAAUGGGGGGAAAAGUUUUCAUUCCAAUGUGCAGAUGCGUACUAUACCUUUCUUCUUCCUUACAAGUACAUUGGUUCACCUAUAGUAAUCUUUUUUUUAUUUUCCAUUAAUUUAAUACUUUUCAUAGUGUACAUUAUUAUUCCACUUGCUCUCACGAAACAAGAAAUCAUUUCCUCCAGGCUUAAAUCUUUAAUUGCAAACCAAGCAACCUCUACCUUCCUUCCAAAUAUUGUUUGGAAAAUAAUCUUCGAGGAAUUACUAUACUCAGACUUGAGGCCUACUAUUUUACUAUUUCUACUGUGCUCUGUAUUGUUGAUACUUUUGGAAAACUUUAUUCUUUUUAUUUGGAAUUUUAGAUUUUUCUUUGACGCAAUUGGAUCUGACCUCUUAAUGGGAUGUUUCAGAUCGAUAGCAAUUUGGUGCUUUUCAUUCGCUUAUAUUUCUCUUCUAGUUCAUUGGGGACACAUUGUUGAUUUAUUGGACUCGUCAACGACAAAAAGAACUCUCUCUCGAAGAAAUUUGAUAAUAUUAGCAGCCAUGUAUGCAUUCAACAUAGUUACACUGAUCGUAGGAGCUAUUGGUUGCAUUAUUUUAGAAGGAACCUUUCCAUUAUUCGCUGUUGCUGCCAUUUGCAUGAUUGUUUGUCCGAACAUUUUAAUAGUUGUGUUCAGUGCUUACAGUUGGAUCAUCUUUAAAAAGUUGAGACAUUCCCAGAAAAACAUUUCAGAAUUGAAAUUCACGAAAAAGAUGGUACUUUUCAACUUGGUACUCAUUGUGUCCUUCCUAGCUGCAGCUGUUUUUCUGCCAACAUAUAUUGACACUUGGGAUUUGUUUGGAAUUUAUGUCGGUCUGUACAGAUCUCCGUUCAUUGAUGUCACAAGUUCUAUAAUUUUACUCUUCAUUACUUACAUUCUAGCAAACGAUGUCGAAAUUUCCAAACAUUACAGUACCUCUGUUAGUGAUAUUUUACUUUGUAAUUGGUUUAAAGACAACAAGCAGAACAGAACAAGCAAGGAAAAGAUUAAUCAUGGUGGAGAUAUUGCUUCGAAGCAUAAAUCAAAACAGAUACAGCCACAACAACCUUCAAAUGAUUCAACUCCUUCACCAUCCGUCGAUCAAGUUUGA